AGCCUCCGCGCGGCAACGCUGGGUGAAGCGCAGCGCAGCGCAGCGCGGCGGCCUCUCCGCAACCGAGCGGCAGCGGCGGGUCAAGACAAAGAGGUGUGGGCAGGCCGCUGGGCCGGCUGGUGCCAUCCUUGCCAUCAUGGCAGGCUCAGAAAAAGUGAACAACUUCCCACCAUUGCCCAAAUUCAUCCCCCUGAAGCCAUGUUUCUACCAAGACUUUGAGGCAGACAUUCCUCCCCAGCAUCUCAGCAUGACCAAGCGCCUCUACUACCUCUGGAUGUUGAACAGCGUCACGCUGGCCGUGAACCUGGUGGGCUGUCUCGCGUGGCUGAUCGGAGGCGGGGGAGCCACCAACUUUGGCCUCGCCUUUCUCUGGCUCAUCCUCUUCACACCCUGCUCCUACGUCUGCUGGUUUCGGCCCAUUUACAAGGCCUUCAAGACUGACAGCUCCUUCAGCUUCAUGGCGUUCUUCUUCACCUUCAUGGCCCAGCUGGUCAUCAGCAUCAUCCAAGCCGUGGGCAUCCCAGGCUGGGGCGUCUGUGGCUGGAUCGCUACCAUCUCCUUCUUCGGAACAAAUGUUGGCUCAGCAGUGGUGAUGCUCAUUCCCACCAUCAUGUUCACGGUUGUGGCGGUGUUUUCCUUCAUUGCCCUCAGCAUGGUUCAUAAAUUCUACCGGGGCAGUGGGGGAGUUUUCAGCAAAGCUCAGGAGGAGUGGACCACGGGGGCAUGGAAGAACCCACACGUGCAGCAGGCGGCCCAGAAUGCAGCCAUGGGGGCGGCCCAGGGUGCCAUGAAUCAGCCGCAGACUCAGUAUUCCGCCACCCCCAACUACACGUACUCCAAUGAGAUGUGAGCCAGCCGAGCCAACCAGGAGGGCAGGGCUGGGGGUCCGUGGGACGGGGACUCAAGCCACAUUGUCGGUUGUGGUGACCAAGCAGGGUUCCCCCCUCCCUUUUCUCCUCCCCAACUUUGUACAAAGAAUCAGAGUUAUAUAUAUAUAUAUAUAUGUAUAUGUCUCCCCCCUUUCCCUGCUCCUUUGGAUUCUGUUCUCAGUACUCUGAGAGCUGUGGGCUGCACGUGGAGCUGUCCCGUGCAGUGGUAGCCAUGUAUGUGUCCCCUUGUGAAGUAGUAUGCAGUGGAGGUCUCUGUUGUUGUGGUGCUAGAUGUAUGUUUAGAACUAAACCAGCCCCCACCCUCCACCAGGCUGCCCCCUCUGACCUUGCCCUGGAGACCCCUUAUGGACCAGGGGGAGGAAUAGCAGAAAGCCUGGCCCCCUCCCCAGGGUUAUGAGCUAAAACUGUCUCCACUUUCGGUCUCACUGGGAAGCAACAGUAUUUAGCACUUAUGGGGGUGGGUAGGUAGUAGGGUGGGGACAGGCCAGGGAUCUUCCUUUGCUCCUUCGGAUCUGGUCUCCUCCCCCUCCCUUCCCUCCUCCUGGUGUCAGAUUCCCUGUGGCUUCUUUUUCUUGCCCAGGGUCUCUCCCAUCCCCAUGUGGCUUUUCUUUGUCUUUCCCAAGGCCAGGUGUCCCAGUGGUAUAUGCUCCUGAGACAGCCCAUUCCCAGAUCAAGGAAGAAGACAGGAGUGAGCCUUAGGCGUGAUGUGGGAGGGUACACGGCUGGAGAUGCACAGCCCACCUGGGUACCUCACUCCCAGGGAGUGGAAAUGCUGGGUCAUCUCAGAGCUUGGCCUGCAAGGGGGGGGGCUCCUUUCUUCUCUACCCUGCUUCCCCUCCUCUUCCCAGAGCCCCCUUGAGACCCUCUGCCUAUGUCCCUCCCCGUGCCCCCAGCUGCUAGCCUACCCCCAUCCCAUGCUAGGUGGCAUCUGUCAUCUGUGAGGUCCAAUUCCAUUGCCUUCUCUGAAGAGCUGGGUGGUAUCCAAGUAAUUUUCAGGUAUAAAGGUACGGCUGGAGCAGAGGAUAUAUAAAUAAUUAUUGGUCCCUGAGUGAGUUCUGACUGGCCCAAGGCCACUGGGCAGGUACGAGGUAUCUCUGAAUGACCAUUGGAUUCCUGGGAGCAGAUAGCUGUUCUGCUUGGGUCUGGUAGAGGGGCGGGCUCAGAGGGCUGGGCCUGGAGGGAAGAUGGGAGGAGAAGGCAGCCAGGACCCAGGGAGAGGAGAGCCUGCCUCCUCCCACCCCAGCUUGCUUUUAGUCACAGAGCAGUUCUGGGCACUUGAACUCAGGGCCCAGGAAGAAGCUCAUGCUCAGUCCUAUCCCUGAGCACAGUGGCUGGAAUGGGGUUUCAGAUUAGGUGGGGUGGGAGGGGACGCCUUCUGACAUUUUUUUUUUUCCCCCCAAAUCAAGAUCACCUACCCCCUUCUGCCUGUUAGACUUGGUCUUUGGACCUUUCUCACCCCGUCAGAACCCGCUUUCCCUUGCAGGGUAGUGAUUUAAGGCUACCUGGGGCUACUUGGGGCUGUUCUGUUCCAAGCAUUGUGAAAAUGUUGCUGGUAGAGGUCCUAGCUCUUUCUGAGGCCUAGAGGAAGUGGACUUUUUUACCCAAAGAGCAGCUGCCUGUUUUCUAUCCUCCCUUCUCCUGUCUGGAGGAGAUUUCAGGCUAUUUGACCUGAAAAUUUUGGCCAGCCCAGCUUGGUCACUCUGGGUUGGCUCCAGCUGGGAACCCAACACCUGUGCUUCCAGGUGCCAUCCUGAGCUUUGAGCUCCAGGCACUUCAUUUUUCCUAUAAGGGGAGCCAAGUCUUCUGAAAAGUUCUCUUCCUAAUGGUCCCUGAUGCUUGGGCCAGAGUAUGACUGACUCUCUGCUCUACCAUUUUCUCUCCAGAAAGCAGUUGUCCCAGCCUCUAUACCUAAAAAGAGACUCUAUGUCUAGGUUUUCUUCCCUUUUCCUUUCCCCUACCCUAGACCUCUGGCUCCCUUUCUCUUAGUGUAUCUGGUAGCUCCAGGAGGCCUGUGUGGUAGCGCUCAUUCCUGUUGGAUGCCAUCUGCAGUCAAUUUCCUGUCCUCCUUGCCUCUCUUCUUUCCUGGCCCAGACCUAUAUGGCCACGCCCUGGCUCUGCUCUUGGGAAGGCCUGCUACCUGUGUGUGACCCAGCUUGUCCAGGCCCUGGGAUGCUGCAUCUCUAGGCAACUAUGCACUUUCCUAGGGAGGGAACCAGUAUGAGAAUUGGGGGCUGGGCAUGAAUUCAUCUCCGCUGGAUGAUCUGUCUUGGGGGUGUGAUGGAGGAAGGCCCAGGUCACUUCUGGGAAUCCUCAGGUCUGGCCAGCCAGUGACCUGCUUUUGCAUUUUGCUGGUGCCUACUGCUCCUCCUUGUUUCUGGGAGACACAGACCAUUGUCCGCCUGGCAGUUGACCUGCCUGAGCUGUCUGUCUGUGGUAAUUGAGUGAACCAUAAUAAAGGGGAACAUUUGGCCCUGUG
This is a messenger RNA of Lutra lutra (Eurasian river otter), 3366 nucleotides long. It is a transcript of the gene SCAMP5, whose product is annotated as secretory carrier membrane protein 5. The transcript is spliced from 8 exons. NCBI's taxonomy places the organism in Eukaryota, Metazoa, Chordata, Mammalia, Carnivora, Mustelidae. Gene Ontology annotation, biological process: protein transport. The record is from RefSeq and is a predicted model, not a curated record. Bases 137 to 850 code for a protein of 237 amino acids. Gene Ontology annotation, cellular component: trans-Golgi network membrane; recycling endosome membrane.